AUGGAUAUGUCAUUGAAAGAUGCCACGAUCAAGCAAUGCAUUGAUCUCGCUCUAGAAAAAGCAAAUACCGCUGUCAAUUAUGAUACCUCCAAUGAUUUUCAUAACGCAAUUGCUGCUUAUACUGAAGCUGUAGAACUAUUGGUAUUUGUAUUACAACAUCCGAGUAGUAAUAACGAUACAGCAGGCUUAAAGUCGAUUUGUAAUAUCUAUCUGGAAAGAAUUGACUUUUUAUCCUACUUGAAGAUGUCAGAAGAUAGUAGCAACAAGAAAGACAUACCUCAAAAUGAUCAAAAAUCUAGUGUUCCUUUAGUGGAAACAUCCCCUCUUGCCAUCCCUUCCUCUGCCUCUCCUUCAUCACAUCCUCAACAGCAUCAAACCUCAAAACUCAAUGCAAUGCUAAUGAAUAUUUUUGCGAAAAAGUCUACCAAAAAGAAAAAGACUUCAUCUGCUACCUCCUCAUUCAGUAAUCAUAUCAGCAUUUUCAACUUUACUCACCACCAAAAAGAUGCUCAUAAAUCAAUUGAAAUUCAGCCUAGAUCGUCAAAGAGCACUCCAAUGUUUCCUUUAGAUCAUUCCAGAUGGAACAAACAAGCUCGCACCAAGAUUCAUCACUUAUCCUCUGACAACGUUCUCUCUCAUCAAUACCAUGGUAGAUCCUUGUCAUAUACCACUACACCUCUCUACUUACAACAGCCUGUCAAUAGCCAACAAGACAACAACAAAAAAUCAAUACCAAAUAGAGAAAGUAGAUCUUCUGCAACAAUUGAACAUGACAGCUAUCCUCAAAAGCAAUUUAACGUUAGCGAUCCGUUUACAAUUGAUAAGCAGUAUAAUACCACGCCCGUGGCUCAUAGCAUUAAUCGCGGUUCUCCUGCGGCAGAAACCUCGGUCAAGGUAGAGAAUAGCUCGCCAUCUCCUAAGAGUUCCUUAAAUACUGCUCUUCCAGUUCCAAAAAAAUCAAGUCAACGCAAAAAGAGGGCAUCACCACCACCAUUCGGAAACAGUGAGCCUAUUCGUGAUUCAAGUUUGAAUGCCACUUCUGCAUGGAGAAGCACAAACCGUUCUCCGGUCUCUCUCAACUCUGUCAAUCAAUGCCGCAUUGACAUACCACCUAACUCUCCUCCUCCUCCUCCUCCAAUUUCUGACAAGAGCGUAAACAGAACAUCCACCUCUUUAUCGAAUGCUCCCAACAAACGCAUCUCUUCGCUUCGCCUCAAAACUACAUUUUCGUUGACCAAUCCGCCUACCAUCAAAAGCGGAGGCACUAUAUCCGAUCCAGAAGAUUGCAAUGAUGGCACUGUAACAUUAUCACCGUACUCAUCUAUACCAGGUUCUCCCAUCAAGACCAUUAAAAUAGACCCCCAUAUCAUUCUGAGCUACCCAGAAGCUCAAGUUACUGUAUCAAAUGAAAACAUCAUGAAUACAUUUGGCUCCAAUAUGGCUGAGCCCACUAUUAUAUAG
Mucor velutinosus is the source of this 1461-nucleotide messenger RNA. RefSeq lists its product as uncharacterized. The record is from RefSeq and is a predicted model, not a curated record. The coding region runs from base 1 to 1461 and encodes 486 amino acids. Lineage: Eukaryota; Fungi; Mucoromycota; Mucoromycetes; Mucorales; Mucoraceae. The transcript is spliced from 3 exons.